Periophthalmus magnuspinnatus is the source of this 8932-nucleotide messenger RNA. It is a transcript of the gene mast2, whose product is annotated as microtubule associated serine/threonine kinase 2. The coding region runs from base 388 to 8607 and encodes 2739 amino acids. Gene Ontology annotation, biological process: peptidyl-serine phosphorylation; intracellular signal transduction. The record is from RefSeq and is a predicted model, not a curated record. Lineage: Eukaryota; Metazoa; Chordata; Actinopteri; Gobiiformes; Gobiidae. The transcript is spliced from 41 exons. Gene Ontology annotation, cellular component: microtubule cytoskeleton. Gene Ontology annotation, molecular function: protein binding; ATP binding; protein serine/threonine kinase activity.
GGCUGCGCUCCCCGCUGUCCCCGACCUGUCCCGCACUGUCCCGCACUGUCCGCGCUCUUUCCGGGAUGGACUCCGCACAAACGUGACCACUGCGGCAGUUUCCCGCUUAAACACGGAGUGAGAGCGUUUUAAGAGCGUGUCAGGAGCGUGUCAGGAGCGUGUCGGAGCCGGGAGGAGCAGGAGGAGCAGCAGGAGCAGCAGGAGCAGCAGGAGCAGCAGGAGCAGCAGGAGCACGCCCCGCUGCGCCUUCUUCCAGAUGUGGCGCAGUUGUUCCGUGGCUCGGGGCGCAGACGUGAGGCCGGUGGAUGGAGAGGAGUCAGCGGGAGUUUAACGGCCGCGGAGCUGUCACCGCGCGCGUCUGACGCGCCUCCGCAGACAAGAGGAACCAUGAAGAAGAACGAGAGCCGCCACAAGAACGAGAGCCGCCACAAGAGGAAGCUCAGCACCGGAGACACCGGAGACACCGGAGACACCGGAGACAGGAACGGUGAGACCGGCCCAGACACCGGAGACACCGGCCGAGAGGCGCCGGGGGCGGUGGCAAGACCAGCGGGAUGGAGACGCCAGGAGGUGCUGGCUCCUCCUCCUCUCCUCUUUAGGAAGCUCAGUCACCCCGACCUUUCUCCGGCCGCCGCCAAGUCUAAAACCAAACCCAGACUCAACCGCCAACUGAGCCAGGACGAGACCAGGACCCGGACUAUGACGGGUAAACAGCUGCUGCCUCUGUCCUGCAGCCUGCACAGCCAGCUCUCCUCAGGACCGGGACACGGACCGGGACAUGGACCGGGACAUGGACCGGGACAUGGACCAGGACAUGGACCAGGACCGGAGGGGGACCUGCUGAGGAUGAGAGGACACACUUUGGGACAGUCUGCCCCCUCUCUGACUGCUCUGAAGGAGUUGUCGGUGCCGCGCAGAGGGAGUUUACUGUACUCGAGUAUCCAGACUGUACUCGAGUAUCCAGACUGUGCUCGAGUAUCCAGACUGUACUCGAGUAUGAGUAUCCAGACUGUACUCGAGUAUCCAGACUGUACUCGAGUAUCCAGACUGUACUCGAGUAUCCAGACUGUACUCGAGUAUGAGUAUCCAGACUGUACUCGAGUAUCCAGACUGUACUCGAGUAUGAGUAUCCAGACUGUACUCGAGUAUCCAGACUGUACUCGAGUAUCCAGACUGUGCUCGAGUAUCCAGACUGUACUCGAGUAUGAGUAUCCAGACUGUGCUCGAGUAUCCAGACUGUACUCGAGUAUGAGUAUCCAGACUGUACUCGAGUAUCCAGACUGUACUCGAGUAUCCAGACUGUACUCGAGUAUGAGUAUCCAGACUGUACUCGAACUGUACUCGAGUAUCCAGACUGUACUCGAGUAUGAGUAUCUAGACCGUACUCGAGUAUCCAGACUGUGCUCGAGUAUCCAGACUGUACUCGAGUAUGAGUAUCUAGACUGUACUCGAGUAUCCAGACUGUACUCGAGUAUGAGUAUCCAGACUGUACUCGAGUAUCCAGACUGUGCUCGAACCGUACUCGAGUAUCCAGACUGUGCUCGAGUAUCCAGACUGUACUCGAGUAUGAGUAUCCAGACUGUGCUCGAGUAUGAGUAUCCAGACUGUACUCGAGUAUCCAGACUGUACUCGAGUAUGAGUAUCCAGACUGUACUCGAGUAUGAGUAUCCAGACUGUACUCGAACUGUGCUCGAGUAUCCAGACUGUGCUCGAGUAUCCAGACUGUACUCGAGUAUGAGUAUCCAGACUGUACUCGAGUAUGAGUAUCCAGACUGUACUCGAGUAUCCAGACUGUGCUCGAGUAUGAGUAUCCAGACUGUGCUCGAGUAUCCAGACUGUACUCGAGUAUCUAGACUGUACUCGAGUAUGAGUAUCCAGACUACUGUGCUCGAGUAUCCAGACUGUACUCGAGUAUCCAGACUGUGCUCGAGUAUCCAGACUGUACUCGAGUAUGAGUAUCCAGACUGUACUCGAGUAUCCAGACUGUGCUCGAGUAUCCAGACUGUACUCGAGUAUGAGUAUCCAGACUGUGCUCGAGUAUCCAGACUGUACUCGAGUAUGAGUAUCCAGACUGUGCUCGAGUAUGAGUAUCCAGACUGUGCUCGAGAACAACAGGCUCACACCGCUGUGCCCGGCACGGAGCGCCGAUCCUGGGCACACACUUUAGUCUUCCAGAGGGACAGGGGCCUGGAUCAGAGGGCGGUCACAGUCUGGACUCACCCAGGAAUCAAGCUCUUUUCAUGGGCACAGAGUGGGCCAACGGCAGAGGAUUUACCCAGAGGAGGAGCUGUGGUCCAUGGACUGUCACCUGGAGGGGCAGAGGCUCCGGCUCUGUCCAGAAAAGGAGCACUUUAUGUGGACACGUCCUUCGGCAGAGCUCCCUCCCCUCUGGACCCACGCUCACAAAGUGGAUUAAAGAUGAAGAGGAGGAAGGAGCGCUGUGGCUCCAACCUGCGGCUGCUCAUCCUGAGCCCCUCCCCCAUGAGGCCCUCUCUCUCCCCCUCUGCGUGCCCCUUCGAUCGCCCCCUGUCUGCCCCUGCACACCUGCGAGGAAACCCCUUCCUCUGGAGCAGUCGCAGCAGUAACAGGAAGAGCCUCAUCGUGUCCAGCACCUCCCCCACUCUGCCCCGCCCCCACUCACCUCUGCACACAGGUCCCAGUCCUCUGGACAGCCCUCGGACCUUCUCCCCAAACACGGCCGCUCUCUUCUGCUUCGCCCCAUCCAGAAGCGUCGGGCACAGAGCAGACAGGUGUGAUGGGCGCCGUUGGUCCUUGGCGUCUUUGCCUUCGUCUGGAUAUGGAACCAACACCCCGAGCUCCACUGUGUCGUCUUGUUCGUCUCAGGAGCGAUUACACCAGCUGCCCUUCCAGCCGACCCCAGACGAGAUCCACUUCUUCACCCGACACUUCAGCUCCAACCGGGACCAAGAGGAACCUCCAAAAACCCGACCCAGAUCCCGGUCCCUGAGUCCUGGUCGGUCUCCCGUCUCCUUCGACCAUGAGAUCCUGAUGAUGAACCAUGUUUACAAAGAGCGAUUCCCAAAGGCCACGGCUCAGAUGGAGGAGCGACUUCUGGAGCUGUUGGAGCUGCUGUCCUCUGCUCCUCCUGCAGGGAGCGCCCCGGUGGGGGACUGUGUGGACGGGGCGCCCCCUGGUGGUGAUGGAGGAGUCCUGUCUGACGGGGUCCUGAGCUUCAUCCAACACCAGCUCCUGGAGCUGACCCGAGACCUUCUGGACAAGAGCCGUCAGAGACUGGUGACCACACGAUACUUCUGUGAGCUCCAGGACAGUCUGGAGAAACUCCUGCAGGACGCUCUGGAGCGGUCCGAGGGCUCAGAGCUGACCUCGGUGUCUCAGACCAUCAAACGUCUCAUGAUGAUAAUCUCUCGGCCCGCGCGCCUCCUCGAGUGUUUGGAGUUCGACCCGGAGCAGUUCUACCACCUUCUAGAGGCCGCCGAGGGACAGGCACGAGAAGGGGAGGGCAUCCGGAGCGAUCUGCCCAAGUACAUCAUCAGCCAACUGGGACUCAACCGGGACCCACUGGAGGAGAUCGCUCAGCUGAGCAGCUACGACAGCGAACUCCCCGAGACGCCCGAGACCGACGCCUCCACCCACGCCUCCACCCACGCCUCCACCGAGAGUUGUGUGUCGGCGUCUCCUGCUCCUCAGGCCAAAAUGAAAACUCCUCAAGAAGACGACUUUGAGACCAUCAAACUCAUCUCCAACGGAGCCUACGGAGCCGUGUACCUGGUUCGACACAAAGAGACUCGGCAGCGUUUUGCUCUGAAGAAGAUCAACAAACAAAACCUUCUGUUGAGGAACCAGGUGCAGCAGGCGUUUGUGGAGCGGGACAUCCUGACCUUCGCCCAGAACCCCUUUGUGGUCUCCAUGUUCUGCUCCUUCCAGACCAAGAGGCACCUCUGCAUGGUCCUGGAGUACGUGGAGGGGGGCGACUGUGCGACGCUGUUGAAGAACAUUGGAGCUCUCCCUGUGGAAAUGUCUCGUCUUUAUUUCGCAGAGACGGUUUUGGCGCUCGAGUAUCUCCACAACUACGGCAUCGUUCACCGUGACCUCAAACCCGACAAUCUGCUCAUUACGUCUCUGGGACACAUUAAACUCACCGACUUUGGACUGUCCAAGAUCGGCCUGAUGAGUUUGACCACAAACCUGUACGAAGGACACAUCGAGAAGGACGCGCGCGAGUUUAUCGACAAACAGGUGUGUGGUACCCCUGAGUACAUCGCCCCUGAGGUCAUCUUACGUCAGGGUUAUGGUAAACCUGUGGACUGGUGGGCCAUGGGGGUCGUCCUGUACGAGUUUCUCGUCGGCUGCGCUCCGUUUUUUGGAGACACGCCGGAAGAGCUGUUUGGACAGGUCAUCAGCGAUGAGAUCCUUUGGCCUGAUGGAGAUGAAGCUCUGCCUUUGGACGCCCAGGACCUGAUCUCCAGCCUCCUGAGACAAGACCCACUGGAGAGACUGGGAACAGGUGGAGCGGUGGAGGUGAAACAUCACGUCUUCUUCUCAGACUUGGACUGGAACAGUUUAUUACGACAAAAGGCCGAGUUUAUCCCCCAACUGGAGUCAGAGGACGACACCAGCUACUUCGACACUCGGUCCGACCGGUACCAGCACCUGGACUCUGAGGAGGAGGACGACACCAACGAUGAAGAGACGGUGGAGAUAAGACAGUUCUCCUCCUGCUCCCCACGAUUCAGCAAAGUGUACUCGAGUCUGGAGCGUCUGUCUCUGGUGGAGGACAAAAGGACUCCUCCUCUGUCCAAGCGCAGCCUCAGUGAGGAGACAACGAGAGACACCAGAGACAUGAGAGACAUGAGAGACACCAGAGACACUGUGAAAGGAGUGAAGACUCAAGACAGAGGAUGGCUCCUGGGCUCUCCAGAGAACCUGAGGAAGCGUCUCUCGGUCUCGGACUCGUCUCACACAGAGAGCGACUCGUCGCCUCCUCUGACCGUGCGCCGCCGCUGCACCUCGGCCAUCGAGGCUCCACCACGAUUCCACAUCAGUGAUGAGGGAGUCGUCUGUAAAAGUCCCAGUUUUCUGAAGAGCCUGAAGUCUGAGGAUCUUCCGGGCUCCAUCCCAGAGACGCCCGGACCAGACCGUCCCGGAUCCACCCCGGAGCGUCCCGUGGAGAGAGAGCUCAGUCUGGACGAGUCCCCGAUCCUUCGCCGCUGCGGCGGCUCAGCGAGCGGCUCUCCCUCUGCCCCUGACCCCGCCCCUGACCCCGCCCCUGACCAGCCCGACUCCGCCCACAAACCUGAGUCUGACCUGGGGCCCAAACCGUCUCCUGACAGUUCUGCUAAACCUGAAAUCAGAGCGAACGCUCAGAUCGACCAGAAAACACCCAGCUCCUCCCCCAAACCCUCUGACUCCACCCCCAAGCCCCCUCACUCCACCCCCAAACCCCCUGACUCCGCCCCUAAAGCCCCUAAGUCCACCCCCAAACCCCCUGACUUUACCUUUAAAUCCCCUGACUCCACCCCCAACCCCCCUGACUCCGCCCCCAGAGCCAUCAGCGACCUGGCGGCGCGUCGGGCUCGUCACAGACUUCUGUCGGGAGACGCCGAGAAGCCGCAGACUCAGGCCACGCCCAGAGCAUUCAACAAGGUCAUAAAGUCCGCCUCCUCCUCCGCCCUCUCGCUCAUGAUCCCCUCAGAGCACCAUGGAGUGUCCCCAUUGGCCAGCCCAAUGUCCCCUCACUCGCUCUCGUCCAAUCCGUCGUCUCGGGACUCGUCGCCGAGUCGUGACCUGUCGCCGGCGGUGACCGGCGCCAGACCGGCCAUCACCAUCCAGCGCUCGGGCAAAAAGUACGGCUUCACCCUGAGGGCCAUCCGAGUCUACAUGGGAGACACCCACGUGUACGCCGUGCACCACAUGGUCUGGCAUGUGGAGGAGGGAGGUCCUGCUCAGGAGGCGGGGCUUAGAGGUGGUGACCUCAUCACUCACGUGAACGGAGAGGCCGUGCACGGACUCGUGCACACGGAGGUGGUGCAGCUGAUCCUCAAGAGUGGUUCUAAAGUUUCCAUCUCGGCGACGCCGUUUGAAAACACGUCGAUCCGAGUUGGUCCAGCACGAAAAACCAGCCACAAACCCAAAAUGGCACGACGCAACAAGAAGAGCAGGAGCAAGGAAGGAGGAGACAGUAAGAAGAAGUCGUCUCUGCUGCGGCGCAUCACAAAGCAGGCGUCGUUACUCCACACGAGCCGCAGCCUCUCGUCUCUGAACCGCUCGCUGUCGUCAGGAGAGAGCGGCCCCGCCUCCCCCACCCACCAGUCCCCACCCACCCAGGCCCACAGGUCCACACCCGACUCCACCCACUCAGGUGGCUCCCCUCAGAGCUCCUCCCCCUCCUCGACGGUGCCUAACUCUCCAGCCCCGGGUCACGCCCCGGGUCACGCCCCGGGUCACGCCCCGGGUCACGCCCCGGGUCACAUCAGGCCCAGUUCUCUGGUGGGUUUGGGCCAUAAGCUGCAGCGUCAGUAUCGCUCGCCCCGGAGGACGUCUGCUGGAAACAUCCCUUUGUCUCCGCUCGCCCGCACGCCGUCCCCGCCCCCUUCGACCGGGACGCCGCCGCGCUCGCCCUCGCCUCUGCCGCCCAGUGCAGCUGCCCCAGUGCCGUCUCACCCCUCGCUGCCUGUCGCCCGGCAGGUUUCCCGCUCUAAAAGUGGGGACUCCCCUCGCUCGCCUCUGCUGAAGAGAGUGCAGUCUGCAGAGAAGCUGUGUGUGAGCGCCCCCUGUGGUUCAAGCCCUGGUACUGCAGCCGGAGCCAGAGGGAAAACCAGUGUGGACCUGACUCACAGUCUACAGGACCCAGUUCUGGACCCAGUUCUGGACCCAGUUCCGGACCCUGCUCCACCUUUGGUCCGAGCGUCUCAGUCCAAACUAAAGGACAAACUGUCGACGAUUCGCCAGGACCGAGCCGAACGCCGCGAGUCUCUACAGAAACAAGACGCCAUCCACGAGGUGGACUCCUCUGAGGACGAAGACCCAGACUUUUGUAGACCCAGGACUGGACCCGGACCAGGGGCCGGACCAGGGGCCAUCAGGAUCGGACCGGGCGGGACUCUGCCCUCUCUGUGUCUGUCCCCCUCCCCACAGCUCGCCACAUUCAGCCACGCCCCCCCUCAGCUGACCACUCCCCCAGACCUGACCACUCCCCCAAGGCUGACCACUCCCCCAGGGCUGACCACUCCCCCAGGGCUGACCACUCCCCCAGGGCUGACCACUCUGCCGCCGCUGCUGGAGUCCCAGGGGGCGGAGUUCUGCUCUAGACUUGGGAGCACCUUCAAAAUGGAUGAUCGAGAUGUGUUUGUGAAACCGAAACCACCGCAGAGAAGCCCAGAGACGACUGAGGCCAGUGGGGCGGGGCAGGAGGAGGCGGAGCAGGAGGAGGCGGAGCAGGAGGAGGCGGGGCAGGAGGGGGCGGAGCAGGAGGAGGCGGGGCAGGAGGAGGAGGAGCAGAAAUCGAGUGAGAAGAAGACUUUUACCAAACCGCUGCCACCAAAGAACAGACCCGUGCCAGCCACACAAACCCAGUCCAGACUAAGACCAGGACCAGAGACAGGACCAGGACCAGAGACAGGACCAGAGACAGGACCAGAGACAGGACCAGAGACAGGACCAGAGACAGAGACAGGACCAGAGACAGGACCAGAGACAGGACCAGAGACAGGACCAGGACCAGAGACAGGACCAGAGACAGGACCAGAGACAGGACCAGAGACAGGACCAGAGACAGGACCAGGACCAGAGACAGGACCAGAGACAGGACCAGGACCAGAGACAGGACCAGAGACAGGACCAGGACCAGAGACAGGACCAGAGACAGGACCAGAGACAGGACCAGGACCAGAGACAGGACCUGGCUCUUUCUUCAAACCUCUGGUCUCUUCUUCCACACAGACUCCAGCUGGUGCUUGUGUUUCAGACAGAACCUCUGGAGUUAAAGCCUCAGCCGAGGUAAACAAUCAAAAUGGCACCUUUUUAGAAACAGGAACCAGCUCUAGACCCAGACCGGACCCCAGACCGGACCCCAGACCGGACCCCAGACCGGACCCCAGACCGGACCUCAGCUCUAGACCCAGACCGGACCUGAGACCAAGUCUUGAACCAAGACUUUCUGCUGGUUUGACCUCAUCUAACGUUCUAAAAACAGGAACCACAUUUUCAGAAUCAGCUGAAAAACCCGGUUCAGAGUCUGGACCUGGUUCUGAUUCUGGACCUGGUUCUGGUCCAGGUUCUGGGGUUGGUUCUGGUCCAGGUCCAGUCUUGUCUCAAAGUUUAUCCAAAAGGAAAAAGGACGCAGACAAUCGCAGACUCUCAGCUCAGGUCUCCAGAGAAGAAUCAGAUUCAAACAGAAGUUCAGUAAAAAGUGUUUUAGGUCCAGUUAAACUUCAGACCCACAGCACCUGUCAGACCCACAGCACCUGUCAGACCCCGACAGGUGUAAAGGCCGGACCACGAGGAGCGCCCUCUGGAGGAACACAAAAACCCUCCACAACUGGACUCAUGGGAAGAGCCGGAACAUCGGUGGAAUCUGGACCGGAACAAACUGGAACUGAACCAAAAUCAAGCACGAAAAAGACGUAAACAAAGGAACCGCAAACAUCUGAAACAGAGGAACCGCAAACCUCUGAAACAGAGGAACCGCAAACCUCUGAAACAGAGGAACCGCAAACCUCUGAAACAGAGGAACCGCAAACAUCUGAAACAAAGGAACCGCAAACAUCUGAAACAGAGGAACCGCAAACAUCUGAAACAAAGGAACCACAAACAUCUGAAACAAAGGAACCACAAACAUCUGAAACAAAACCACCGUCUCUGUCAGGACCACAGACUGUACAUCUACAUGGACAAAGCUAACGUGCUAAUGUGCUAACUGCUGCGCUCCAAACAAGUGAGCAUGUGUCCUCUC